This is a messenger RNA of Nyctereutes procyonoides (raccoon dog), 1215 nucleotides long. RefSeq names its product protein lifeguard 4-like. Gene Ontology annotation, cellular component: membrane. The transcript has a single exon. Gene Ontology annotation, biological process: negative regulation of apoptotic process. The record is from RefSeq and is a predicted model, not a curated record. Lineage: Eukaryota; Metazoa; Chordata; Mammalia; Carnivora; Canidae.
CCACGGUAAGCUGGCCUUCAAUUCCCUCUAUAACAGGUACCCCCAAACAACUGGGGGCCAUCAGACCUUUCAGGAAUCUUUUGAAACUAUUUUCAGAAUGUUACUAAAUGGACAACAUGAAGUAUAUAGGUUACAAACAAUACCCACUAUACAGAUACACAACUAUCAGUGUAUGUUGAAACGUAUUUGGGAUAUUUGCGCCUCCUUGUUCACCCAUUACAUGGCAAGAUUCAAUAAUGAGUCUAAUAACCACUGUCAUUUUCAGGUAGCAGUGAGAAUAAAUGACAUUCUGAGAAAUCCCAACAACUAAACUGUCAUGUGAAAAUAUCCGUGAUUUCUACUGGCGACAGCCCCAGCUAUGGCUACUAGUAUUACAGUUUGUUGCCCAAUUAAAAGAAAUGAGGCGGGGGCUUCCACCACCAUGGCCGACCCCGACCCCCGCUACCCCUGCGCCUCCAUCGAGGAUGACUUCAACUAUGGCAGCUGCGUGGCCUCCGCCAGUGUGCACAUCUGAAUGGCCUUUCUAAGAAAAGUCUACAGCAUCCUUUCUCUGCAAGUUCUCUUAACUUCAGUGACAGCUUCUUUUUUUUUAUACUUUGAGUCUGUACGGACAUUUGUACAUGAAAGUCCUGCCUUAAUUUUGCUGUUUGCCCUUGGAUCUUUGGGUUUGAUUUUUGCAUUGACUGUAAACAGACAUAAGCAUCCCCUUAACCUGUACCUGCUUUUUGGAUUUACACUAUUCGAAGCUCUGACUGUGGCCUUUGUUGUUACUUUUUAUGAUGUCUAUAUUAUCCUGCAAGCGUUUAUACUGACUACUGCUGUAUUUCUUGGUUUGACUGUAUAUACUCUACAAUCUAAGAGAGAUUUCAGCAAAUUUGGAGCAGGACUGUUUGCUGUUUUGUGGAUUUUGUGCUUGUCAGGAAUCUUGAAAUUAUUUUUCUAUAGUCAAACAUUGGAGUUGUUCUUGGCUGCUGUGGGGGCCCUCCUUUUCUGUGGAUUCAUCAUCUAUGACACACAUUCAUUGAUGCAUAGGCUGUCACCUGAAGAGUAUGUAUUAGCUGCCAUCAGCCUUUAUUUGGAUGUCAUCAACCUGUUCCUGCACCUGUUGCGGUUUUUGGAAGCAGUUAAUAAAAAGUGAUUGAAAGCAGUAUAUGGAAACAGAUUCAUUAAGUAAUAAAGUUUGAGAUAUAAUUAAAAAUAAAAAAAUAAAAUAAA